Venturia canescens is the source of this 2561-nucleotide messenger RNA. It is a transcript of the gene Hs3st-B, whose product is annotated as Heparan sulfate 3-O sulfotransferase-B. The transcript is spliced from 4 exons. Bases 579 to 1700 code for a protein of 373 amino acids. Gene Ontology annotation, molecular function: [heparan sulfate]-glucosamine 3-sulfotransferase activity. The record is from RefSeq and is a predicted model, not a curated record. NCBI's taxonomy places the organism in Eukaryota, Metazoa, Arthropoda, Insecta, Hymenoptera, Ichneumonidae.
CGUUGUCGUUGAUUCGUAUACACACGAACAUUCUCGUCUGCUGAACGACGAUGCUCGGCCCUCCGGCAAAAACGAGCCGGCAAUCGCGUCGACGAAAGAAAGUUCAAUAAUAUAUUACAAAAAAGCCAAAUUAACAAGUUUCCACACUUCUCUUUAUUUUUUUCAACAUCGUCAUCGAUUUUUGGGACAAUUCUUUCGUUUUAUAAAGUACACAAUCAAUCCCCUGUGCACCCGUGUAUAUUAUCGAUCUUGCGACGUCUGACGCCCAACGACCGAGCGUCCAGAAGCGUUCGCUUUUUUGUCAAUUUACCGUCCAAUCACGUGGAACACAUCCCGGAACGGGUAAGAAAAAAAAAGUGUAAUCCGUUAAAAGAAACAAAAUUGGUCUUAAAAAAACGUGCUGAAUCCCCAGACAUCGUUCGUUCUCGGCAAAUUUUAUCGUUUUAUUUUCAAGCGUGACAUCAAAUGAUCGGUCGGUUCUCAAAGCGUGAAUAUUCGCAUCAGGAAAAGAAUCGAAGACUCGUGUUGUAUUAUGAAAGUCCGUGAAUCGAGCGCGAGAGCAGGCUCGUAAAGGAAAAAUGGAAUUUCGUAAAAGUUCGUGGACAACGAGAAUGACGUUGAUGGGUUGUUUGAUAAUAGUAUUAUUGUGGAUAAUAAUAGACAAUGAUUUUUGUAUAAUCGGUGGUAUAACGCGUAAAAUAUCACUGCAAAGAGCUCGUUCGAUCGAGGGCUCGUACGACGAGCAAGCAUCGCGUCGCGUUAAUUACGAGCCAAGAGUAGAAGUCAUAUCAUUGGAUGACCUUGGCGACACAAAAACUAAAAUAACGAAAGUGCAGGUCGUCCCACUUUGGACUAACAAUAAUAGUCUCAAGGAUCCCAUUGACGUUUCACCCAGAUACAAACUUCUCCGACAACAAGGCCUCGUACCAACGAGACAAUUGCCAAGUGCCCUUAUUAUAGGUGUUAAGAAGGGUGGCACGAGGGCAUUGUUAGAGUUUCUACGCUUGCAUCCUGGUGUCAGAGCGGCCGGCUCCGAAGUACACUUUUUCGAUCAUCACUAUGCCAAAGGAUUCCACUGGUACAGGCGUCGAAUGCCACCGACACUGGAAGGUCAGGUGACCAUGGAAAAGACGCCAUCGUACUUCGUAACGGCAGAAGCGCCGCGUCGCGUGCAGCACAUGAAUCCUGGCACGAAGCUGAUCGUGGUGGCUCGAGACCCUGUGACGCGAGCUAUUUCCGAUUACACUCAAGUGAAGAGUAAGCGUCCAGGCAUACCAAAGUUCGAAGAGCGUGCUUUCAUAAACGGCUCCCGAAUCGUGGACACGACGUGGGCGCCGUUGAAGAUCGGAGUUUACGCUCGUUACCUCGAUCGCUGGCUUCAGUACUUUCCUCUCUCACAAUUUCUCUUCGUUUCCGGUGAGCGAUUGAUCGCCGAUCCUGUUAUCGAGAUCACACGAGUUCAAGACUUCCUGGGCAUCAAGCGUGUCAUAUGCGAAAAACACUUUUACUUCAACGCCACCAAAGGCUUUCCGUGCUUGCUCAAAACCGAGCACAGCUCCGCGCCUCAUUGUUUGGGUAAAAACAAAGGUCGGAGUCAUCCACAUAUCGAUCCAACGGCGAUCCAGCGUCUCCGAGAUUUUUAUCGUCCGUUCAAUCAGCGUUUCUAUCAACUGACGGGAAUGGAUUUCAGCUGGCCUUGAUAAGGGUGGAUCGUCGAGGGAAGAAAUCUGCGAAUGCUAGACAUAUCGUACUUAAUCAUUAACGUAAACACGCGCAGAUAUGAUUGCCAUUGUCUCAUAACAGCAUUUUACACGAAAAAUGAGAAAAAUAGUCAAUUUAUUCCGUAUACGUCGUCCUUAAGAGUGAGAUCGUUGUUCGGUCGCGUUUUUAUACUCGAGAAAAGAAAACUAUUUUAAAAGAAAUCUCCCGAAAGUCGGGAGGAGAAAAAACAAUGUACACGGAAAAUUCUUACGUAAGAAUAACUGAUUAAACCGAAUCUGGGUGCCAUGAACACACCCUUUUGAAGUAGCAUAUCAAAAAGAGUUGAUGCCCAUUCCAGUCGCUACAAUGGCAUCAUUUUCUCUUAAACUAAGCACUCUCGGAAGCUUUUGCUCAAAUACAAGUUUAAGGAUAUCGAAUCACCAAGUACUGUAAAUGUAUAUUGCACACAAACACACAUAAACAUACAUAUGUGCAUUAUAUAUUGAUAAAUAUAGAUGUAGAAUUAAAAAGACAUUUGUUAGCUCGUCGAAGUAUCAAUUCGAUUGCACAGUGAUCAGUAUUCCCGGGAGACAGACAGCUUGGAUCAUUUUCGUUCUUCGAUGUAGAAGUUACGAGUUUGCGAAAAGUUUCCAUAAAAUCUGUCAAAAUGAUCUCAAGUGUGUUGAUGGCUUGCUAUCAUUCAUUGCAAAGGUUUAUGGCUUCUGGAUGCGAACGGUGUGUAUGCAGUUUCAUCAGUGACAGAUUGCAAGCCAUAAAUCUGUGUAACAAUUAUAGUUGAGAACCACGAAAUUAUUGUUUAAAUAUAUAACGAUAAAAAUUCGUACCGACACAUACAAAAA